Molecule: messenger RNA, 643 nt
Organism: Aspergillus candidus
Lineage: Eukaryota; Fungi; Ascomycota; Eurotiomycetes; Eurotiales; Aspergillaceae
Exons: 1
Coding region: 101-454 (117 amino acids)
Source: RefSeq, a predicted model, not a curated record
AUCAAAUAAUUGCUCGAGUCGAGGACUCUUGAAUGGUGCUGCGGGUGGCCUUGAACCUUCUGGCCUGUCUUCCUUUGCGGGCACGACCACACUUGUAACAAUGACUCUUUCUCUCUCUGUCUUUCUCUCUGUCUUUUCUCCUCUCCUCUCUCUCUCUCCAGACCAUAUCGUUUAUCAUCCAUAUCAAGCAAUCCAUCCAACUCUGCUCGUGGAUCCGACUAAUCACCGUUCCUUCAAAGUCCAACAGUGGUUGAUUCGCCUCAUCCGACGUGUUGUCGUUACGUCCUUUGCCUCCUCGCAAAGGGGAAAAAAAAACCAGGUAAGAAAGAUACAGGAAAAAGACAGACCCAGACCAUCCAGAACCUCAGGUACCAACACUGCCGCUUCUCUCUCUCCAUCCUUGGGAUUCAUUAUCAUGAUUCUUCUGUCCCCUCUCAUUCGACUGUAUUUUUAAUUGUGGAUUUCUUUUCUUGAUCGGAAUUGUUUCUUCAUCGCUUGCUUUUCCAUUUGCUUGUCAUUGCCUCUCCUUUUCUCCCCUGUGCUUGACUCUCCUGGCCUUCCUGGCCUUCCUCAUAGGCGUGGUGGUACGUUCUACUCCCUGUCGACACUUUCAUCCAUCGUCAAUUUCUGUCCCCCUGGGUUC